Sinocyclocheilus rhinocerous is the source of this 1095-nucleotide messenger RNA. RefSeq names its product tetraspan membrane protein of hair cell stereocilia homolog. Gene Ontology annotation, cellular component: plasma membrane. Gene Ontology annotation, biological process: sensory perception of sound; detection of mechanical stimulus involved in sensory perception. The record is from RefSeq and is a predicted model, not a curated record. Lineage: Eukaryota; Metazoa; Chordata; Actinopteri; Cypriniformes; Cyprinidae. Bases 1 to 663 code for a protein of 220 amino acids. The transcript has 3 exons.
AUGACUAAAAUGUUAUCGGCCCAGGAGGCUGCCAAGAUCUAUCACACAAAUUACGUGAGAAACGCGAGGGCUGUUGGUGUACUGUGGACUAUCUUCACCAUCUGCUUCGCCAUCAUCUGUGUGGUGGUCUUCAUUCAGCCUUACUGGAUUGGAGACAGUGUUGACACCCCUCAGUCGGGAUACUUCGGGCUUUUUCACUACUGCAUUGGGAACCCCAUCACAGGAGAGCUGGUGUGUAAGGGCAGCGCUUUGGACUUUGGAUCUAUACCUUCAGGUGCCUUCAAAACCGCUAUGUUCUUCGUUGGGAUCUCUUUGCUGCUGAUCGUGGGGACUAUUGUCUGCUUUAGUUUGUUCUUUUUCUGCAACUCAGGCAGCGUGUAUAAGAUCUGCGCAUGGAUGCAGCUGGCAGCUGCAACUUGUAUGGUCAUAGGCUGUAUGAUCUAUCCAGAUGGCUGGGACUCAGAGGAGGUGAAGAGGAUGUGUGGUCAGCGGACGGAUAAAUACACGUUGGGUAACUGCACAGUGCGCUGGGCAUAUAUCCUGGCCAUCAUCAGCAUCAUGGACUCGCUCACAUUAUCCUUCCUGGCCUUUGUACUGGGUAACCGGCAAGACAAACUGCUGCCAGAAGACUUCCAGGUGGAGGAGAAAAAAGAGGAAGCAUGAAGACCCCUGCACAUCAUGAGGCUCAUUGGACCCUGUGGGUUUACAGGCCACUUUCUGACUAUCUGAAGGAAAUAUGAAGAAAAAUAAUUAUUUUAAUGUGUCUAUAGUAAGUAAUUGCCACCUUUGAGGUUACUUCAGGCAGUAUUUCUAAUAUAUAAACAGCAAUUUUAUAUUUUGAGACCAAAGUCAAAUUGAGUGUAAAAAAAAAAAAGAAAUCUGAACUAAACUGAUUUCUAUUCAUAUGAAGUCACAUCGAUUAGCCCCACCCACAAUGAAUCUCAUUGGUCCAAAAUCCUGCUCCACCCUGUAGUGGGGACUUUCAUUCAUACCAGUCAGGGACUCGAAUAUUUUAAAUGUUUGCUUAAAAGAUUCAGAUUUGUUACCUGAUUAGUUCAGUGGCUCUUUCUGCUAGUUACAUCAUUAAAGAGGUGG